Messenger RNA from Lampris incognitus (smalleye Pacific opah), 2064 nucleotides. RefSeq names its product protein kinase cGMP-dependent 1, like (gene prkg1l). Gene Ontology annotation, biological process: protein phosphorylation. The coding region runs from base 1 to 2064 and encodes 687 amino acids. The record is from RefSeq and is a predicted model, not a curated record. Lineage: Eukaryota; Metazoa; Chordata; Actinopteri; Lampriformes; Lampridae. Gene Ontology annotation, molecular function: ATP binding; cGMP-dependent protein kinase activity. The transcript is spliced from 19 exons.
AUGGGAACACUUCGAGACCUCCAGUUUGCCCUGCAGUUUAAGAUUGAGGAGCUUCGUCAAAGAGACACGCUAAUUGACGAGUUAGAGCUGGAAUUAGACACAAAGGAUGAACUCAUUCGAAGACUGCAGGGAGAACUUGACCGCUGCAGAGCCACCAUCCCACUCCCAGGACCCUCUGCAGUCAGUACCGGGUGCUCUGCUGAGGGCGAGGACUCGGAGUACCAGACGGCUGAAAGGAAGACCAUAAUUUCCGAACCCUUCGAUCCGGAUCUCAUGACGGUCAAGAUCCCCAACAGAGGAUGUGACAAAAGCCAAGAGUCGCAGAGGCUGAUACAGGCUUCGUUUUUAAAAAAUGACUUCUUCAAGCACCUUGACGGCGGGCAGAUCAGGGCGGUCGUGGACUGCAUAUAUCCCACCACCGUCAAGCAGGGCUGCUGUGUCAUCGAAGAGGGAUCCGAAGGGGCUCUUGCCUACAUUUUAGAUGAGGGGCGCUUGGAUAUGACGAAGGAUGGCCAGAAGCUGCUUACAGUUGAACCGGGGAACAUGUUUGCAGAACUGGCACUGCUGUACAGAUGUACCCACCCCUACUCUGUCACAGCACUAAUGGACAGCAAGUUGUGGGUUAUUGACCAAAACAGCUUCCAAACAAUACUCAUGCAGAAUGGUCUCAGAAGCCUGUCUCGAUCUAUGGAGCUGCUUAGCAGUGUCCCGUUUCUUCAGUCGCUACCAGAGGACGUCAUCAUGAACAUGUCUGAUCUUAUGGAAGAGAUCCACUACACCGAGGACGAUUACAUCAUUCGACAAGGGGCCACGGGGGACACGUUUUACAUCAUCACCGAGGGCCAGGUAAAUGUGACGGCAAGGAAGUCGAGCCACGAAGAACCGGUUGUCCUUUAUAAACUCUCUCAGGGGCAAUGGUUUGGUGAAAAAGCCCUGUGGGGGGAAGAUGUUCGCACAGAGAACGUCGUUGCUUCUGGGGAGGUUACGUGUUUGGUAAUAGACAAAGAAGCCUUCAAAAACGCCGUUGACGGUUUGCCGGAUCGCGGCCACGACGAGCGGCAAAACAGUGAAUCCAGAAUCGAGUCGGACAGGAAUGCUGCUUUCCUCUCACGUACGACCUUAAGUGAUUUCCAGGUUAUUUGCCGGCUGGGAGUUGGGGAGACUGGUCACGUAGACCUGGUACAGCUAAGCAGCAACACCAAGUGUCCCUUUGCCAUGAGGGUGCUUAGGAAGCGGCUGAUCCCCGACAGGGGCCAACAGGAGCACAUUCUAAGGGAAAGACACAUCCUCAUGGAAGCUCAUGGCCCAUUCAUAGUCAGGCUGCACCGAACCUUUAGAGAUGCCCAGUGCCUGUACAUGCUGAUGGAGGCUUGUCUCGGCGGGGAUCUCCGGAGUCUACUGAAAGACAGAGGCUCAUUUGAUGACGGCACCGCUCGGUUCUACACUGCUUGUGUCGUCCAGGCCCUGAUCUUCCUACACUGUCGGGGUGUCAUCUAUAGAGACCUCAAGCCGGAAAAUGUGGUUCUGGACAACCGUGGAUAUGCCAAAUUGGUAGGCUCUGGGUGUGCAAAGAAGGUGGAGGCGGGGAGGAAAACCUGGACGUUUUGUGGGACCCCGGGCUACAUGGCCCCCGAAAUCCUCCUGAACAAAGGCCACAGUGUUUCUGCCGAUGUCUGGUCCCUGGGCAUUUUUGUCUUUGAACUUUUGAGUGGCAGUUUUCCCUUUAACAGCCCAGGUCCCAUGCAGACAUUUGCUGCCAGCGUCCGUGGCAUUGACCAAGUCGACUUCCCGAAAACCAUCAGCGAGAGCGCCGCCGGCCUCAUUAGGAUGCUGUGCAGGAACAAUCCUGCAGAGAGACUGGGCAGUCAGAGAAAUGGGGCCAAGGACAUCCUGAAGCACAAAUGGUUUGAAGGAUUCAGCUGGGAGGGACUUUGCAGUGGCACAUUGCAGCCCCCUAUAAUUCCAAAAAUCAGUCAUCCCUCGGAGAGCAGCAGACCUGAUCAUUACCCCGCACCGCCGGACAGCUCUCCAGAGUGGCUGCAGAACUGGGACAAGGAUUUCUGA